CAGACUCUCUCUCUCUCUCUCUCGCCAACCCAGGAAAUCCUCAUCAAUGCCAAUGCACCUUUCCUUUCUUUCUACUCUUCUUUUUUUGUUGUUGCUUCAAUGGAAAUGGAAACACCGCUGCUACCACUACUACUUCUAUCCUUUUUGAUGAGCUUUUGAAUUUGUAUGUUUCCAAUGGAGAAGAAGAAGUAUCCAAUUGGUCCAGAGUGUUAUGAGCUUUAUGAGGAGGUUGGUCAUGGCGUCAGUGCCUCCGUUCAUCGCGCUCUGUGUGUCACUUUCGAUGAGAUCGUCGCCAUUAAGAUUCUCGAUUUUGAACGUCACAACGGUGAUCUGAGUAACAUUUCUCGUGAAGCACAAACAAUGAUAUUGGUUGACCACCCCAAUGUCCUUAAAUCACACUGCUCCUUUGUUACUGAUCACAACCUGUGGGUUGUCAUGCCAUUCAUGGCUGGCGGUUCUUGUCUUCAUAUAUUGAAAGCUGCUUACCCUGAUGGUUUCGAGGAGGCAGUGAUAGCAACAAUACUCCGUGAGGCAUUAAAGGGUUUAGAGUAUCUUCAUCAUCAUGGGCAUAUACAUCGAGAUGUUAAAGCUGGGAAUAUUCUCAUCGAUGCACGUGGUGCCAUCAAACUAGGAGAUUUUGGUGUCUCUGCAUGUCUUUUUGAUUCAGGUGAUAGACAACGCAUGAGGAAUACAUUUGUCGGGACGCCUUGCUGGAUGGCACCAGAGGUUAUGGAACAGUUACAUGGUUACGAUUUCAAGGCUGAUAUAUGGUCUUUUGGGAUUACUGCAUUGGAACUUGCUCAUGGACAUGCUCCGUUUUCAAAGUAUCCUCCAAUGAAGGUAUUGCUUAUGACCUUGCAAAAUGCACCCCCUGGCCUUGAUUAUGAAAGAGAUAGGAAGUUUUCUAAGUCUUUUAAGCAGAUGAUUGCUAGCUGUUUGGUGAAAGAUCCUUCAAAACGACCCUCUGCAAAGAAGUUAUUAAAGCAUUCCUUUUUCAAACAAGCUAGGUCAAAUGAUUACAUAGCUCGAAUGCUUUUAGAGGGUUUGCCUGCUCUUGGGGAUCGAAUAAAGGCAUUAAAGAGAAAGGAAGAAGAUAUGCUUGCACAAAAGAAGAUGCCAGAUGGUCAAAAGGAGGAAAUAUCGCAGAAUGAAUAUAAACGAGGAAUUAGUGGCUGGAACUUCAAUCUUGAAGAUAUGAAGGCUCAAGCUUCCCUGAUCCAAGAUGAGGAUCCUUUACCAGAUAAUAAUCAAGCAAGGACCUCAAAUUCGUUAGCUGGACUGGAGGGACAUGAGAAGCAACCACAAAUGUUGUUACCAGAACAAUUUCUACAAGUUGUAGAGGAAGAUAAUGAUCUUAUACAGAUUCAAUCGACUUCGCUUCCAUUUAGUAGGUCAUCCGUAAAUGUUAUGAGAAGUGAAGUGGUCAGAUCUGAUGAUAACUCUAGCUUUGCCAGUCCAUGCAGUGAAUGGCAUGUCUUGCAGAAUCCUUCACACGAUGAUAAUGGUAACCUAAAAAAUAACAUCGGUGAAAAGCCUUUUCUGGAUAAUGGAGAAAUUUUGGCCGGCGUGGCUAGUCAUUCACAUGAAAGAAGAGGAGGUUCAUCGGAGAGCAUGACCGUAACAGAGACUACCGCUCUUCCUAUUAUGAGAGACAGCGAUAAGUUGCAAAAUUUGCCGCAGAGCAACUUAGCUUGCAAUGGAGCAACAGCCCAUCAUGCAUUGGAUGACACAGUACUGGAGAUCCCAACUAAAGUACAUAAAUCAUCUGAGAUUCUUGCAACAGCGAAUAGUGAUGAACUUGAUGAGAAAGCAAAGCCACCAGUUGUUCAGCAACGAGGACGAUUUAAAGUAACUUCUGAGAAUGUUGAUUUCGAAAAGGUGGUACCAUCGCCAAUACUGCAAAAGAGUCAUAGCAUGCAGGUGCUUAACCAACAUGCCGCAGUUUCUGUACCAUCAGCACUUGAGGCUGCAGCAUCAACUCUUUCUGCCUCGUCUAUUUUUCCAUUGCUGCAAUCAAUUCUGCAAACAAAUACUCUUCAAAGGGAAAGCAUUUUGAGGCUCAUGAAACAGAUAUCUACUUUUGAAACCACAGUAAACCCAGCCAAUCGUGCUGCUGAGGGAGGAUCCAGUAUGGCAAAUCUAGGUGUAACAGAGAAGUCUUUGUUAGAAGCAGCGCAAGACAAGGAAAAGGAGCUACUUAAUGAAUUAGCUGAUUUGCAGUAUAGGCUAAUAUGUGCUCAAGAGGAACUCCAAAAAUAUAAGACAGAAAAUGCUCAGGCUUGAUUCCAUUAUUCUACUACUUCUUCGGUGUAUGUAUAUAAAUUUUCUCAAGCCCAAAUCUCUCCAGGAAGUAAACAGGAGGAAAGCACCUGAAUGACCAUGAGACGCAUGUGAUAGGCUCAUAUCAAUGCUAUAUUAUUAAAUAUAUAUCAACGUUAAGUUUUUUUUAUUAUACUGUAGGUUUAACUUUUAGGUAUGCAAUUGUUCCCCCAAAUGUGAAGCGCAUGUUGUUAAUGAGGCACGAGGUUAGUGUAGUCUUUAUUUGAUAAUGCUCACAUAUUGUAGCCCAAAUAGUUCCAUGAUCUCAAUAUUUUCUCAGAUUUUUCACCCCGUGAUUUGAUUGUAAUCUCUAAGUACAUGUAUGUAAAUGUUUUGUAUACUA
Molecule: messenger RNA, 2662 nt
Organism: Tripterygium wilfordii
Lineage: Eukaryota; Viridiplantae; Streptophyta; Magnoliopsida; Celastrales; Celastraceae
Product: serine/threonine-protein kinase BLUS1-like
Exons: 21
Coding region: 166-2283 (705 amino acids)
Biological process (GO): protein phosphorylation
Molecular function (GO): protein serine/threonine kinase activator activity; protein kinase activity; ATP binding
Source: RefSeq, a predicted model, not a curated record